AAUUUAAACUCGCCGCGAAGGGAGAAAGGAAAGAAAAGGAAAGGAUUGAGAGGAGCAGCGGAGGCCAUGGCGAGAGGGAGCGUGUGGGAGAUCGGCGUGGAGGAUGUCGAGCGCGCCGGGCUGUCCCCGGGCGAGGCCCGGGCCUUCCACGCGGCGCUUCGGCGGGCGGCGGACGCGCAUCUGCGGAAGGGCGCCGAGGCGGAAAUAUGGCGGGCGGUGGCGGAGGGAGGUGUCCUGCGGCCGGACCACCCGCACGCCCUUCACCAGCUCGUCUACUACUCGAUAUACGCCACCUGGGACACCGCCACCAGGGGCCCGCCCCCUUAUUGGUUCCCAUCGCCGAUCUACUGUAAGCAUACAAAUAUUGGGCGAGUGUUGGAAAAUAAUGGCUUUAAGCUUUUAGGAUCAUCAUAUCGUGAUCCCAUUUCAAGCUUUGGCCUCUUUCAGAAGUUCUCGGCUAAUCAUCCAGAGGUCUAUUGGUCAAUUGUGGUGAAAGAGCUUUCGGUAAUAUUUCAUGAAGCUCCGAAAACUAUUCUUGAUACUUCAGACAAGUCUAAGCAUGGUGGAAAUUGGUUCCCUGGUGCAGUUUUAAAUAUAGCUGAAUGUUGUCUGCUACCAAUGCAUUCUCCGAAGAGAACAGAUGACAGUGUGGCUAUUGUGUGGCGGAAUGAAGGUUCCGAUGAUUCCCCAGUUAAUUAUAUGUCUCUAAAGGAGCUCCGCAAUCAAGUUAUGAUAGUUGCAAAUGCACUUGAUACAAUGUUUAGAAAGGGAGACGCAAUUGCCAUAGACAUGCCAAUGACAUGCACAGCAGUCAUCAUAUAUUUUGCAAUCAUCCUUGCUGGAUAUGUUGUUGUAUCAAUAGCUGAUAGCUUUACAGCAAAUGAAAUUGGCACUCGGAUGAAGAUAUCUAAAGCAAAAGGAAUAUUUACUCAGGAUUUCAUAGUUAGAGGAGGGAGAAAAUUUCCUCUGUACGGCCGUGUUAGAGAGGGAACCCCUUGUAAAGCUAUUGUGGUACCUGUGCUGGGAAAUGAUGUGGGAGUUCAACUAAGAAGUCAUGAUUUGUCAUGGAAAGAUUUUAUAUCACGUGCUGCUGGCCUUCCAAGCAGGCCAUAUAAUUAUUCUCCAAUUUAUCUGCCAGCCGAGAAUGUGACUAAUAUACUUUUUUCUUCAGGAACAACAGGAGAUCCAAAAGCUGUUCCAUGGACACAACUUUCUCCAAUAAGAUGUGCAGCUGAUUCAUGGGCACAUAUUGAUGUCCAAUCAGGAGAUAUUUGUUGCUGGCCAACAAAUUUGGGGUGGGUGAUGGGACCAGUUCUGUUGUAUUCAUGUUUUUUAACUGGUGCUACUCUGGCUCUUUAUCAUGGUUCCCCACUUGGACACGGCUUUGGCAAAUUUGUGCAGGAUGCAGCUGUAACUAUCUUAGGAACAGUACCAAGCCUAGUGAAAGCCUGGAAGAACAGCAAGUGCAUGGACGGACUUGAUUGGACCAAGAUCAGGGCAUUUGGUUCUACAGGGGAAGCCUCUGAUAAGGAUGAUGACCUAUGGCUUUCUUCACGAGCUUCUUAUAAACCAAUUGUUGAAUGCUGUGGUGGGACUGAACUUGCGUCAUCCUACAUUCAAGGAAGCCUGUUGCAGCCACAAGCUUUUGGAGCAUUCAGCACGCCAUCAAUGUCAACAGGGUUUGUUAUUUUUGAUGAACAUGGGAUCCCUUAUCCAGAUGAUCAACCUUGUGUUGGCGAAGUGGGUUUGUUUCCUGUAUACAUGGGCGCAACUGAUAGGUUACUCAAUGCUGAUCACAAGAAGGUUUAUUUUGAUGGAAUGCCAACUUACAAAGGAAUGAACCUUAGAAGGCAUGGAGAUAUAAUUCAAAGAACAAUUGGUGGUUAUUUCGUUGUACAAGGUAGGGCAGAUGAUACCAUGAAUCUAGGAGGCAUCAAGACAAGUUCAGUGGAGAUAGAAAGGGUGUGCAAUAGAGCUGAUGAAAGUGUGAUGGAGACAGCUGCAGUUAGCGUUAGGUCCAGCACUGGAGGACCUGAAAAGUUGGUUGUAUUGGCAGUACUGAAGGAUGGAUCAACCAAAGCUGAUCUCAAUCUUCUGAAAAUGAAGUUUCAGAAAGCCAUCCAGAACAACCUCAAUCCCCUAUUUAAGGUCAGUUUUGUCAAAGUUGUUCCAGAGUUCCCUCGGACGGCUUCAAACAAGCUACUCAGAAGAGUUCUAAGGGAUCAGCUGAAGCAGGAGAUUUCAUCUCGCAGCAAACUAUGACAGUACUAUAAAUUCUCAGAUGAACGGCGUUGUAGCUUUCUUCAUGAGCAUCAAAAUAGUUUCAGUAGCUGUCAUCUGUGAACAAUCUGCUAUUGCACUGGGCUCUCUGGUUUGAUUCCAUUAAUUAUAAUCAGAUAGGGGCCAGCCUUGUUCUUUACAUGUCCAAUGAAUAAGUAUCCAGCAAAAUCUGGAGAUCGUGCAUUGAAAUCACUUGGCCUUCAUGUUGUUCAUCUGUACAGCAUGGCUAUAGAAUGACUCUAAAAUGGAUUAUGCUCAUUUUUUAGUCUA
Phoenix dactylifera (date palm) is the source of this 2550-nucleotide messenger RNA. RefSeq names its product acyl-activating enzyme 18 (gene AAE18). Lineage: Eukaryota; Viridiplantae; Streptophyta; Magnoliopsida; Arecales; Arecaceae. The record is from RefSeq and is a predicted model, not a curated record.